Molecule: messenger RNA, 339 nt
Organism: Lathyrus sativus (Indian pea)
Lineage: Eukaryota; Viridiplantae; Streptophyta; Magnoliopsida; Fabales; Fabaceae
Source: the annotation of a GenBank genome assembly
AUGGCCGUUACAACAAAACCAUGCAAACCCUCUCAAAAAACAGUUCUUAAGCAAAUCCUAAAAAGAUGUUCAAGCUUAACCAAGAAAAACGGCUAUGAUCAAGAUGAAGAUGAUAUUCAAGAUCUUCCACUUGAUGUACCAAAAGGUCAUUUCGCAGUUUAUGUGGGAGAAAACAGAAGCAGAUACAUUGUACCAAUCUCAUUCCUAACUCACCCUCAGUUUCAAUCUCUCCUUCGACAAGCCGAAGAAGAAUUCGGCUUCGAUCAUCACACCGGUCUCACAAUUCCUUGCCACGAACUUGUUUUUCGCUCCCUAACAUCAAUCAUGCUCAGAUCAUAA